UCCAACAAAAAAAAAAAAAAGAAACAGUGCAAAAGGAACUUAACAUCUAUCUAAGACUAUAAGCCCUAUAUCAUAUCACAUAAAAAAUAGUGUCUAAAAAAUAAAUAUAUAAUCUGAAAAAUAAAAAAACAUAACACUCCGACUCAUUGUAGUCAAAAAAUAGAACGUGAUCAAGUUAGACAAAAAAGUCGAAAAAAAACGUAAACAAACUACAAAAAUGUGCCAUCAAAUUACUUCACAAAAUCUCGGCAGUGGGAGGAGGAGCACUCAGUUCACCAGCUGCCAUCUCAACAGACAACUCCUACUGGUCAUCAUGAUGCUGGCCAGCUUCUUGCCCUUCAGCCAGGCCAGGCAUCUGCACGAUCAGGUGGCCGCCCUCGACUAUGCCACGUCCUUCGAGGACGAGAGCUCGGCCCGAGAGCGGGAGCGAGAGAGAGACAAUGCCGCCGCCGCUGCCGCAGCUGCCAUUCUGGCAUCCUGGCGUCAGCAUGCCAAUCCUUUUCACGGCCUGGCCGAAAGCUUUGGCGAAGGCACCUACGACAGCAGCGAUAGCAGCGACAGUGCCGACUUCGACACCAGCAGCAGCAGCAGCAGCAGCAGCGAAAUGGGCCUCAGCGAGAACAGCUACGAGGAGAUCGCCCAGGCAGCGCUGCGUGCCGCCCGCCGGGAACUGCAUCGCCGCCAAAGGACACGUCAUGCCCGCAGCCACAACCUGAGGCUCUUCAGCGCCCCCAACCCCCAGAUUCCGGAGUGGGAGAACCCAUGCGGUGGUGUCUACCAGCCGGGUGAUAGCUCCAAUCAGGAGGACAGCUCCAGCCAAGGACGAGUGAUCAAGCGCAGGCAUCUCCUCGCCCUGCGGAAUAACACGAUGAGCGAGUACCGCGACAUCCGGAGCCGGGCCAAGUUGGAAUACCGCGACUUCCAGCACUGGCAGCACGAAUACAAAUUCCUGCCGAACAUGACGCGAUCCACCGGAGCUGUUAAACUAAAGACCUGGUACCGCAGCGUGCAGACCUUUGUGGGCAGUUUCGCAUAUUUGGGCAAGGCUCAGUACAAGUACCGGAAGGAUCAUCAGCAGAGCCUGGACGCUGUCACCAAUGAACUGCAUGCGUUGCUGGUCAGUGCCAGGACGAUGCUGUGCGAGAUCGAGACAACGAUCAAUGCCUCGUAUCCGAAUAGUAAUGGCGCCAAGCUGACCAGGAUUAGUCGGGAGACGAUGCAGGAGCGACUGAAGUUCCACACCCCAGCCGAUGGCAGCGAGGCGGCGGAUGAACGCGACCUCAAGGUCACCAAGGAGCUGUAUUUGCAGUAUUUGGAGAAUGUAUUCAAGACCCUGCACUCGGCACUGAGCCGGAAACAUCACAGACAUCACAGCCCGGCCAGGCUGGGUGGAGCAGCAGGAACUGCAGCUGGAUCAUCAGGCCUGGAUUCUGGCAGCCUGCGAGGUGGAAGCUCGGAAAGUUUUGAAUUGCGAAGAGGCAGCAUUAGUUCCGGAUCGGAGUGUGCUUCCGGGGAAUGCUAGAAAAUGCUGGAAAAGCCUUCCAGCCACAAAUACAAGCCCAGUAUUAGCCAGGUUAACCAGAAACCAAGGCCAAAACAUAACAAAAAAAAAAAA
This is a messenger RNA of Drosophila bipectinata, 1615 nucleotides long. It is a transcript of the gene upd2, whose product is annotated as unpaired 2. NCBI's taxonomy places the organism in Eukaryota, Metazoa, Arthropoda, Insecta, Diptera, Drosophilidae. Gene Ontology annotation, biological process: embryonic development via the syncytial blastoderm; cell surface receptor signaling pathway via JAK-STAT. The record is from RefSeq and is a predicted model, not a curated record.